Caretta caretta (loggerhead turtle) is the source of this 4486-nucleotide messenger RNA. It is a transcript of the gene RNF223, whose product is annotated as ring finger protein 223. Gene Ontology annotation, biological process: protein ubiquitination. The record is from RefSeq and is a predicted model, not a curated record. Gene Ontology annotation, molecular function: ubiquitin protein ligase activity. NCBI's taxonomy places the organism in Eukaryota, Metazoa, Chordata, Testudines, Cheloniidae.
UGCUUGAAAAAGCCAGCUGUGUACAACGGUUGGCAAUGGCUGGGUUGGGUUAAAAUCUUCCUGGCUUGUUUUCCUCUCAAAAGUCUUCAUCAGAUAAAGGCUUAGAAUAUUUGAAGGUUUACUUUCCUUCAAAGAUGGCAAAAGAGCCAGAGCCUCACCUGGUGUAAGCUGAUGUUGCUCUAUUGUCUUCAGUAAAGAGAUACCAAUUUACACCUGCCAAUGAUCUGGCCCUGAGCUAAGCAGCAUCUGUUGCUUGGGUAUUUCAGGGGAUGCAUCGUGGUGGGCACCGGCACUAAGUUAUUCAUUUUGUUCCCACUUCAGCAAAGCUCUUAUACACGGGCUUAAGCCAUUCGGAGUUUUUUAAAUUGACUAAAAAUUACAAUCGGACCUAAAUACCUUUAAAUAAGCAUCUCUGCUUUGUCUAAGAUACACACUGGCUGCUCCCCGACAUGGCUGAUGUCUGAAAAGUACUAUGGACACAAACAUUAUACACAAAUCUCUUGCUGCUAUUGUUCAUGGCUCCUACUGCAUAGUUCGGAUGCCCCAAGGCAGGAGAGGAGUUGUAUAUCUGUUAAGUGGCUUAUCUGUUCAGUUCUACUUCCUCCAUGUCAGGUCUCCUGCUUUUAGUGUCAUCUGUACAUUCGACAUCAGCAAAAUCUCAAGUUAAACCUUAAAAAAAAAAAAAAUUCUCGCAGGUUGACUUUAGGAGCUGUAUAUUAGGCCAGAUAAAAAGCACCUACGAAAGAAUGAGGUAACUCCAGGUUUAACCCAAAAAACAAUUAAACCCCACAUUUCUUAUUCCUAAAAUCCACCCUUCUGGCCUUAGAGACAUAUAGAAUUUAACAAGGAUGAGGGAAGGGGUUGAUUUUCAAAGGCACAAAUUGAGUUAGGUGCCCAAUUCUUACUGAAAGUCACUGGGCUUUAGUCAGCUCAUGUGCCCCCAAACUGAGAAGACACUAUAGCACUUCACAGCAGUUAGUGCAAAACCCUAUAAUGCUUGAUGGAGAAUGAGAUUCUUUCGAAAGGAUUAUUUUGAGCUAUCCUAUAGAAUUAUCUAGCAAGCAUAUGCAUUUUAUAGGACAGUUCAGUGAACCUAUGGAGAGCUUAUCAUGCUCCGUUAACUUCUAGCAGGGCACGUCCAUUAAAACAAAACCACUUUUUCAGCCAGGAUCAAGGCGGGUGAAUCCCAUCUCUCACUGGAAGUCUGGGGACAGCCCCUUUCUUUCUACAGAUCCAACAUGAUUUCAAGUAAUUUGUCCUGAAUGAAGAAUCAGGAGAAAAAUAAUUCCCCUUCCUAAAAUUGCUGGACUUGCUAACACAGAGAAUAUUUGUUUCAUAAAGUCUAUUAUCCUCUGUGGUGGAAUUGUAAGCCAAGACAUAUUUAACAUGAACUACUUAAAACUAGACUAGACCAGACUCGACAAAGCACUGGACAAACAUACUAGAGAGGGGACAGGCUUGCACAGACACAGGGGAGAAGAUAAGCAAAUCGGUGUUUCCCAUAAUCUGAUUCUAUAAACAGCAAACUACUACAUACAGUAAAUGAGCAGGUAUUGCUGUAACCCUAUUUCUCACCAAUGACCUUCCAACCUGCUUUGUCUGUCAAAAGAGAAACCGCCCCCUAGUGGAAAUGUACUUGCAGUCAAUGGAAUGAUUCACUUAUAAUUGGGAAAGCCAGGUGAUACAGGUAAGUCACCUCCAGACAGGAAGGUAUAAAAGACACCUGAAUAAGAGAGGCAGGACACUCACACAUACACUGGGAGCAGCUGGAGAUCAUUCACCCUACCAGAUCAACCUCACCUGGAAGCUUAUCCACAAACUAGCAGGAGACUUGGAUAUCAGAAGACAAGCAGAGACGACUUAUGAAUAAAAAAAGCUGAGACUAAACACAUCCUCUGAGGAGGAGAAACAUCAGGGAUAGAAAUCAAGAGACAUAACAUGCUUUUCACCUGCUAAACUGCACUCCGUACAGGCUUUUGCACGGGUGCCUGCCACCGUAAUACCUGAGCGCCUCCCAGGCUAAUAGAUUGGCAUAGCAAAGUCCCUAGUUGACUUCAUGGAGUCUUCUGCUCUUCUCCUCCCUUCUCAGAUUAUGGGAAGCGGCACUUGGGGGUCGGUCAUGUCGUGCUUCCCCCAAAUGCGGCGCACCGAGACGCCAGAUUCCCCCACCAGCCCCGUUCCUGCCGCUCUGGAUGAAAUCCCCAUUCCUAUUAGCCCCAUCAUAGUCACCUCCCCCACCGACAGCAGAAAGCUCAGCUCCCCGACGUCCAGCCUUGCCUCCCCCAAACCGACCUCCCCCAUCGAGUGCUCCAUCUGCUUCAAUACCUACGACAACAGCUUCAAGACACCCAAGCUGCUCCAAUGCUCGCAUGUCUUCUGUCUGGAGUGCGUGGCCCGCUUGACCUCGGCCCUGCCCCAGCCCCGUGUUGAGGACCAGCUGCCCUGCCCCCUCUGCAGGCAGCUCACGGAGAUUCCCCUUGAGGGCCCUCCGGCUCUCCAGACCAGCCAGGAGCUCCUGUCCACCCUGCCCCCCGAGUACCAACGGGAGAAGGUGGUGUGGAUGGAAGGCAGCAAGCUGUGCUGCAGGCAGUCAUCCCAGGACCCAGAAGACCCCGACGCAUGCAUCUGCCUUGACGUGGCCAUGAGCAAGCCCAAUCCCCCCAUGACGCCGACAGAGGGCAUGGCUGGGAGGCUGUCCCGCUGUGCCAUGUGCGACGACUGGAAACGCAUCGUCCUCCUCUCGGCCCUGGUCAUCAUUUUGCUGUGCAUCAUUCUGUGGCCGGUGCAGUGUGCCCUGAAAACUGGGAACCUCCGCUGCUUCUCAAGGACGGUUACUUUCAGCAGGCCAAACCCUGUUUCGUUUACAACCCCGCCAGUGCCUGGGACCAGCCCGCCCUCUCGCUAACGCCUCACCCCACUGAGCUAGGUCAAGCCGCUGCCUACUGGAUUUCACCAACAUACCUCACUGCCAAGCUGUAGCAGCCCCUGUUCCCGGCCUACACACGGCUCCACCUCUGCACUGGGAAUGUCACCUGAACCUACACGGUUAAUCCAGCCCCUCGCUUUCACACAGCUCUGCCAUGCAAAGGCGGGGGGUGGGUGGGAGAGAGAGGAGAGAUUCGUGCAUAGCCGUAUAUUGAUCCACUGCUUCACCUAAAUCUCUAGCCCUCCAAAACGCUGCACAGAUAACGGAGCCUUGAAGACUUGCACAAGGGCACGUUUCUACAACUGCUGCUUCCUGGGAAAGGUGCACAUGCCUCAAACUGCGGGGCUGUUGCCGUCAGGAUACAGCUGUGAAUGGGCUCGGCCCUUUCAACUCACUGAUGGAAAGGAAGGGCUAACGGAAGGGUUGUUUUCUUGGAAACCGACAACGCUGAAAACGGGCCUGGAUGGGAUUAUUUCUCAGGGAGAGAAAUCCAUCUGCCCUGGGAAAGAAGCAUGCUAAAGCUGUCUGUAUCUAUAAAGUGACAAUAUUUAAUUUUAUACCAUGUGCUUUAUUAAACAUUUCAAUAGUAGAUUGGUUAGUGUUAAACCUAUUGCUGGGAGGUGUUAUUUACCUGCCUCUGCUUGAUAUUUGGGUUAGUACUAGCUCUUUACUCUGCUCAGCAAAACAAGACUCAGCUCCAAGAAGACCCUGCUCUCCUGACCAGGCACUUGGGCUUUAAAGUUCUUUGUAAUUUUUUUUGUGGAAUUGCCCACAAAUGAGGUUCUUAAAAACAGAAAUUUCUGCAUAUUUUUGUUGCAAAGCCAUCUCUGCUUAAUAUUCAGCUGGACCACUUUUUUUUUAAUUCAAACCCAAACAGGGGAUGGGAGGGAGUAGUUUAUUUCGCUAACAUGCAAAAAGCCUAGCCCUCUCAGGGGUUACCAUUUCAGAGAGAAUUUUGCACAGCUCAAUUUAAAAUGUAGUAGCCGACGUACAAGAGAAAAACUAGAUCAUUCUCCCAGACAUCGCAAAAAUGUCAGUCUAGCUCUGUAACUUUAAUACCAUCACCUUUUAAAACCACUAGGGUACGAUACAGGGCAGUUGCUCCAACUAGGUGUUUAAUGGGAUGACUUCUGCGUUGCUCAGACGUGAGGGGCUCAGUGAGCAAUAAGCCAUUGUUAGAGUAAAGGGACCUGAUAAUGCAGUUUAAGAGAAUAAUUUAACAUAGCCAGCAUUAGAUGCAAGUGCUGUAAUGGCGUUUAGAUGCUUUGUACAUUUUACAGAGGUGUCACUGGCUGCAGAAGUUAACCCCAUGACUUUGCUCCUUCUUCUAGGUGCUCUUUAGGGGUGUUAAGCUUAAAAUCCAGAUCAGAUGCUAAUUGCAUUUCCACAAAUUCUGCAACAAUCCAGUACUCAGUGCCCGGCUGAAUACAAUAAGCCAAGAUAGAGGCUCAGAAGUGCUCUAAAGUAAUAAAUGUUUACACUGAUCAUCAACUUGCAACUACACUCCCCCACCCUCAGUGGCCCUGCUGCAGUCUGGUCAUAUUAUUGCAGCCAUCUGAA